CGGCGGGGCCUGCGGCGGAGAGAGUGAUCGGGCCCGGCUCUCCGCACCUGGAUGCCCCGUCCCCCGGCGGCCGCCUCCCCCUCCUGCUCCAUGUGGGGCCCGGGCCGGGCUCUCGGCCUCUCCUCCUCCUCCUCUUCCUCCUCCUCCUCCUCCUCCUUCUUCUACUAUGGCCCGGAAAACAGUUAGCAGGAAGCGGAAAGCGGCGGAAGGCGCCGCCGCGGGACCCGGGGGGCUCCAGGGGGAGCAGUAUGGAUGGGAUCACUCGGUUCACAAAAGGAAAAGACUGUCCCCGGUAAAAAGGUCUCUGGUGUACUACCUGAAAGGUAGAGAGGUCAGGACGCAGAAUGAGUCCAGCUAUCACCGCUUGUUGCAUGGAUACGCAGCCCAGCAUCUUCCCAGUCUCCUGAAGGAGAGAGAAUUUCAUCUUGGAACCCUUAAUAAAGUGUUUGCCUCCCAGUGGCUGAACCACCAGCAAGUGGUGUGUGGGACAAAAUGCAACACAUUAUUUGUAGUAGAUGUCCAGACUGGUCAAAUUACCAAGAUUCCUAUUCUGAAAGAUCGUGAACCUGGCAUGGUGAACCAGCAGGGAUGUGGUAUUCAUGCUAUUGAGCUCAACCCCUCGAGGACACUUCUGGCCACGGGUGGAGACAACCCCAACAGUCUUGCAAUUUAUCGUCUGCCUACACUCGAUCCUGUCUGUGUGGGAGAUGAUGGACAUAAAGAUUGGAUAUUUUCAAUUGCAUGGAUCAGUGAUACUAUGGCAGUUUCUGGUUCCCGGGAUGGUUCAAUGGGACUUUGGGAAGUAACAGAGGAUGUGUUGUCCAAAAGCGAUGCCAGGCAUAAUCUCUCUCAAGUUCCUGUGUAUGCCCACAUAACACACAGGGCUCUGAAGGAUAUCCCCAAGGAGAACACCAAUCCUGACAACUGCAAAGUCCGAGCAUUGGCUUUCAACAAUAAGAACAAGGAGCUGGGAGCUGUGUCCCUAGAUGGAUAUUUUCAUCUCUGGAAAGCAGAGCACACACUGUCAAAGUUACUUUCCACAAAGUUGCCAUACUGCAGGGAGAACGUGUGUUUGGCGUAUGGUCAGGAGUGGUCAGUCUAUGCAGUAGGAUCACAGGCACACGUCUCCUUUCUGGAUCCCAGGCAGCCUUCGUAUAACGUGAAAUCAGUGUGUUCCAAAGAAAGAGGCAGUGGUAUUCGAUCGGUGAGCUUCUACGAGCACAUCAUCACAGUGGGAACAGGGCAAGGUUCCUUACUGUUUUAUGAUAUCAGAGCCCAGAGGUUCCUGGAUGAAAAGACCACACAUGCCUGCUAUGGACAGAGGCAGAAACCAGGAGGGAGUGAAAUUUUGAAGCUGACUACUGGGAAAGGCUGGCUGAACCAUGAUGAAACCUGGAGGAAUUAUUUUUCUGACAUAAGUUUCUUCCCAAAUGCUGUUUACACCCACUGCUACGACUCGUCUGGAAUGAAACUCUUUGUGGCAGGAGGCCCUCUUCCAUCAGGACUUCAUGGGAAUUACGCUGGUCUCUGGAGCUAAUGAUAACUCUUUAUGAAUGCUGAUCUUUACACAGAUUUCCACUUUUCUUUUCCUUUUUUUAACAACAAAAUUGUGUGAUGCCAUUGAUUUCUGAUUUAAAUGCAAGUUAUUUUUUGGCAGAGUUUCUGUUGGUCUCCAACAGUUUUGUACAUCUUUUUGAACCAGUUUUUUGCUUUAACCUCCUUGAUCCUUUAUAUGAUGGGUUUUUUAAUGCCCUGUUUAUUGUAUUUACUCCAGAUGACUCUUCCCCACAUUUAGGCUAUCUUGGCCAUGUGCCCCCUCCCCUACUUUGCUGUGAGGUAGGAUUCCUUCCUUAAAGAGUGGUUGCUCCCAGGCUUUCUGUGAAAGUCUAGGGGCUUUGUGUCAGUUACAUUACCUGGAGUGAGGACUACUUGUAAUUAAAAAAUAUUAAAAAUAUUUAUAAGAGAUAAGCUACUACUUUAUCUGCAGAGCCUGGCCCUGGCCUGGGUUGAUCUUAUUUUUUAAAAGUACAAGUCUAAUGACACUGUUUAUACAUAGAGGAAUAUGGUAAUUUUAAGCUGUACUCAUCGGAGCCCAGGGACAGAUUCCCCAGGGGUAUUGCCCAUCAGGCCCAAACUGCAGAACUGCAGGAGUUUUCAAAAGUGCAUUUGUGUUUGAAUUGUAGUUUUCAGCAGUGCCAGGAGCAAAAAUUGUUCUCUGUUCCUUUUCUGCCUGUCCCAGGUAUCAGCUUGCACAACUGGAGUUUGUGUAGACUGUUCUGCAGCAUGGCUAUUGCAGGGGGACAUUACAUGGAGGGCCUGCAGAGGUGCUUAGAGGAAAUGGGAGCUAGGGAUGCGAGUGUUCUUGUCAUUCAAUAUGAUGAGCCAAGGUUUCUGAGUGUGCUGCUGCUGUAGCUCAUGAGUUCUUCUUAAACUGCCUAAAUCCCAGGACCAUUUUUGUCCCAGGUUGUGGAAACUUUUCCCAUUUUAGCUGUUCUUGUUGUGCAUCUCCUCUAAUAAGUCAAUGUAAUAAAUAAAGUGGUUUUUUUCCAAGGCUAAAGAGUGCAUCUCGGACUUAACUAUCGCAAGCUAGAAACUUUCCAUGUAGCAGGGUAACUUGCUGUUAGCUCAUGUUGCAGUAGCACCUGCUGUCAUCCUGCUUGCUGUAGCAGAAGCUCAGUCUUUCCCCAAAUCCCCUGCUGCUUUUUGCAUUCAGACUCCAUCAAGCUUCAUGUGGGACUGGGUGGGGAUAAUAGGUCCAAUGACCUUCAGGUCCAGCUGUGAAACAUGUACAUUCCAUGGUGAUGGUCUUACCUAAUACUCAGCUAAAAUGCAGGACUCCAGGGUGCUCCUCCUAGCCUUUUGGCAGGCACCAAACUCUCAGCUUGUUACUGAUGAUGCCUCUGUCCUGCUGGGGUGAAUGCCUUUCCCCUGCCUCUGUCACUGGUGGAGCAGAGUGUGUCUGUACCUCACUGCUUUGGUGCCAAAUGGGCAGCUGGUUGAAGCCAAGAAGAAAGACAAAGCUGGGACAUGCUCUGUUCUCCCGUCUGCUGGAGAUCACAGCCACCACUGCAGAGUAGCUCUAGUCCCUUACGUAGUUCCUGCCAGACUGCAUAGAGCUAGUCUGCAUGUGUUCUUGUGGUCCCUCUCGUCUUUGUACUCGGUAUCUUCAUCAGUAAUGCCAAGCAGUGAGCCUCAGGCUUAAUUUCCAGUUGGUAGUGGAGGCUUGGAUGGAAAUCCUGCAAGGAAUGCAGUUCCCUUCCAUCCUGGUGGAAAUCAUGGCCAGAGAAGAGCUCUCCCAGAUGUGCACCUGUCCCAGAAGUAUAAUUUACUCACACUGAGCACUGCCAUGGGUGCUUCACAAACAGAUCUUCUUGCGGCAUUUCAUAAUUCUACUUCCCUUGUGGGUUGGUUGCUUAAACUGAAUGAGUUCACGGCGCUGUGUGCGGCUGUUCAGGCUUUUCUCUGAAAAGGGACAAAUUAUAUACCAUGGGGUAGCAAAGGAGCUCUCCAAUUUUAUGUAGAGUUGAUCAUUGUUUUUUAAAGAUGUCAUAAUGGUGCCUGCAUUGUUCUGUGAUGGCAACAUACUGCUUUGGUUAUUUUAGAGGUUUUGAGAGGUGGAAGUAUGCAGAGAAAAACAAGUGUUGGCGAAGUAUGGCUGGUUGUGUAUUUCUAGGAUUAUUCCUUCAGCUACUGUGUAAGAUCACUCUGUCACAGGGAAUGUGUUCUGCUUAGCUUUUUUUAUUUGGGCUUGGU
Molecule: messenger RNA, 3753 nt
Organism: Haliaeetus leucocephalus (bald eagle)
Lineage: Eukaryota; Metazoa; Chordata; Aves; Accipitriformes; Accipitridae
Gene: DCAF12
Product: DDB1 and CUL4 associated factor 12
Exons: 9
Coding region: 167-1537 (456 amino acids)
Cellular component (GO): Cul4-RING E3 ubiquitin ligase complex
Molecular function (GO): protein binding
Source: RefSeq, a predicted model, not a curated record